Messenger RNA from Panthera uncia (snow leopard), 1551 nucleotides. RefSeq lists its product as uncharacterized. Lineage: Eukaryota; Metazoa; Chordata; Mammalia; Carnivora; Felidae. The record is from RefSeq and is a predicted model, not a curated record.
GAGGCGCCAGGCAGAGGAGGGCCUGGCCCCCAGCCCCCCCCCCCCCCCCAGGGCGGCGGCGGAGGCGGGCCGGGGGCAGCGGGUGGAUUGGUGGGAGCGGAGUCUGCGGCCCGGGUCCGGGGUAGGUGGGAGAGAGCUGAAGCGCCCUGGACGACCCGCGGGAGGGGGCGGCAUCCGCGGCGCCUCCGGCCCUUCCCAGCCACGUCUCAGCGGGACCUUCUCUCGCGGACCCCCCAUUUGACAGAUGAGAAAAUUGAGGCUCCGAGAGGCCAAGUGACUCUCAAGGUCACACAGCGAGGAGGCGACAGAGCUAGACGGGGCUGGCUCUGGGUGGCUCCUAGGAAAAGUCAGCCAGAGAACUCAGUAGAGGAGCCCCCUCCAGCCCCGGCGAGUUUGUGCAGGGGAGGGGGACGGGGUACCUUGGGGGGGGGGCAGGCUCUGCCAGCGUCCGGGGAUGAGGGGUGUCAGGGCGCUGCGGCCGCAGAGCUGGUUUCUGGACUGCGGAGGAAAUGGGGGCGGCGGAAUGGGCGUGUGUGCACACCCAUGGGGGUGUGUGCAUGUGUGGGAUUGUACAUGCGUGUAGGUGCACUGUCUUGUGUGUGUGUGUGUGUGUGUGUGUGUGUGUGUGUGUGUGCGUGCGCGCACGUGUGCGAUUUCAGAGCCUCCGUGGCCGCGGGACUCCAGGCUGGCCUGGCUCGAGCGAGCUGCAAGUCCAGAUGGCCCCAUCAACGGGUUUGCAUUCUGGGCUAGAAAGCUGGGUAUGUGUGCCCGAGGGAUCCUUCCUGCAGGUGUGCACGGGGUGUGAGUGCCAUUGUGUGUAUGAGACAGAGGCUGGGAGGCAAGUGCCUGAGGCCCAAGUGUGUGUGUAUGGGCUGGAGGGGUCUUUCACCCCAAUGUGGGCCUGUGGCCUCAGGUAUAGAAUGAGAGUGUGUCCCUGCAUGGGUGUGUAUCACCCCGCGUGUGACUGGGGUUGCUGGUGGAGACGUGCCGGCAUUCUCCACCCCUCAGGACGCUGGCGCCCCCUUCUGGGCGCCCUGCUCUGUGUGUUCGAAUGUGGCCUGCCUGUGAGUGAGCUCACAGUUCGACUGUGUAGUAUGGGGCCUGGGUCCGGAGCUCCGGCUGGGGAGGAAGAUGGUCUGCGGAAGGGCUGCACCCGGACCCCUGGGGCCUUCACGGAGGAGGUGGCUUGGGAGCGCGUGGUUCCCAGGCUCAGGCUUCCCGCUGACGCCUCCGGGGCGGCAGCGGGCUCCCCCCACCCCCACCCCGCCCCAGGAAUGUUCUGCACUCUAGCUCGCCUCCCCAAGGGCAGGCCCCUGGGGGUUGCCACAGCCCCGCCUCCCCUCCCGGGAGCCCGGGAGGGGGCGAUGCGGGCAGGACGCCUGGGUUCCUCCCUCCCUCCCAUCCCAGGGAGAAAUUCCUCCGAGGUCCCCUCAGGCUCUGGGUUCCCAAAAUAACCCUGCGGGGGAAGGGAGGCUGUGGAGGGAGGGAAGCGGGAGGGGCGUAGAGCCGAGCUGCGGGGUGCUGCAGGUGCCUCCGGGGAGAGGACGCGAG